AUGGAGUUCAACCAGCCAUUAAAGAGAUCUAGAGAUGAGUUCGAACUGGAUAACUUCCAGCACCCUCAGGAUCAACAGGAACAAGAAGAAAAAAGACAACAUAUUGAUCCAGCCAAAGAGUUGGUCAAUAAUGUAUGUAAAGAUAUUCGUAGAAUAGGUGAAAAUUCCAAUAUUGUCAAUCAAAUUGAUGAUGUUUCAUAUAUUUCUAAUCCAAUAGUUGCCGAAUUUGAAAAGAUUGACGAAUUAAGAAAUUCUAUUUUAGCAACUAUAUAUUCAAUUAUAAUUGAACAACCUCAAAAGAUUAAUGCUAUCAGUAAUUUAAUUUUAAUAUGUAAUGCAAAGAAUUUUGUAGUAGCUAAAUACGUCAUUGAAUAUCUUCAUACAAAAGUUCAAGAAUUAUUAGAUAAUGUAGGAGCUGUUAAAUCAGAAGACAAUAAAGAUGAAGAAAAUGAUAAGAAAGUAAUUAAAGAAAUUGAUGAAUUAGAAGAAAAUGCAGGUAUUUUCAAUAAUAUCAAAUCAAUUUUAAAAUUCUUAGCUACUUUAUCUCCAAUUAUUGAAAAUCAUUCAAUUAUAAAUAUUUUUAGACAAUUUCUUCAAUUAUCCAUAGAUUUACAAAAUAAUUCAUCUUCCAGAAAUGGUAUUGCUCAAGAAAUUUUUUAUAAUACUUUAAUUUCAAUUCCUUAUAUACUAACCAAUGAAUCGGGUACAUCUCAAGAUGAAGUAAUUGAACUUAUUAAUAAAGAAUUAAUUGAAUUAGCUAAAACUUUCCAAAUCAUUGAUGAUGGUUCCAAUUCACUCGUACAACCAUUCGAUUCAAAAUUAGACAAUUAUGAAUUACCUUAUCAACCAAAGAAAUUAAUUGAUUUAAUCUUACCAUCUAUCUUAGAUUUACAAUCUAAAAAUUGGAGUAGCGAUUUAUUCUUAGAAUUCCAAGAGUUAUUAGAACCAAUCAUUAAAGAAGCCUUAUCUAAUAAUGAAAUUUCUAAUGAAUUAAUUCAACAUAAAUUACCACAAUUUAAAAUCCCUGAAUUAGAUAUCUUAACAAAUUAUAAACCUCAAGGUUCAAUUGAUAAAUUAUGGUAUGAAAAUACAAGAUUAAUCUUUCAAGUUUAUAAUAUCACUACUGAUUUUGAGACUGUUCCAUCCAUUGAAUCAUUUUAUGGAUUAUUCUUUAAAGAUAUUAGUUCUGAUAUUUUAACUAACUUAUCAUUUAAUAAAAAUGAAGCCGCCAUUCAAUUAUCAAUUUUAGAUUUAUUCUAUAAUAGAAAUUUAUUUGCUCCACCAGGAUCUUCUAUUGAUACUUUAACUGCUAUUCAUAAAGAUAAUGAAUCAGGUGAAAAUGCUCCACCUUUAUCUACUUGGAAAGUUGAAGAUAUAGCUGUUGAAAGUAUUCUUACAAUGAUUUUCCAAUUACCAACACCUUUACAUAAAGAAAUUUAUUACUAUACCGUAUUAAUUUCAUGUUGUAAAGAAAGUCCAGAAUCAAUUGCACCAGUUUUUGGUAGAGCUAUUAGAUUAUUCUAUAAUAAUUUAGAGACUUUAGAUUUCGAAUUAAAAAUUAGAUUUAUGGAUUGGAUGACUACUCAAAUAUCUAAUUUUGAUUUUAGUUGGAAAUGGGAUGAAUGGGUUGAUGAUUCUAUUAGAUUAAAGAAUUUAAGAUAUCAUCCAAAGAAGAAUUUCAUUAGAAAUUUAAUUGCUAAAGAAAUUAGAUUAAGUAAUAAGCAAAGAAUUCAAGAAAGUUUUAUAACUAUAAAUCCAGAAACUUCUGAGAUGGAAAAUAUUAAAGAAUUUGAACAAUAUUUGAAUAUUUCUUUAUUUGAGAAUGAAUCAAAAUAUAUUGUUGAAUAUGAUACAGAAUUGUAUGGUGGAAAGGAAGAAGUCCAAAAUGUAUUGGAAGAUUUAUUGAAUGAAAAACAACAAGAUUUAAGAAGCAGAAAUGUGGUUGGAGCUCAAGAAGAAAUCUUUUACAAUUUUUAUCAUCAAGAUUUACCAUUAGGUGAAUUAAGUCAAAAAGUUAAUGAUUUUAUUAUGUCACAUUAUAAACCAAACAAUGAAUUUGAAGAAUUAUAUGAAGAAGUGUUAGAAAACUGUCGUACAUCAUUUCCAGAAAUCAAUUCCGAAAAGUUUAUCAUCAACUUAUUCUUUCAAACUUAUGCAUUCAUUGGUUCCAGAUCAAUUUAUUCAGUGGUUAGUAUUUUAGAUCGUGAUGUUAAUAAAUUGAGAUUCUUAAGUGGGAACUUUGAUAAGAUUCAUUAUUUUAAGGAAACCAAUGAAGUUGAAUUUAAGAAUGUUGAAUUAACUCCAGAACAGAUUGAAAAUCGUCAAAAUUGGAUUAUUGAUUCCAUCUUAAGAAUUUGGAUUCAUCAACCUCAAGUGGCCUUUUUGAUUUUAGAGUAUUUAAUUGAGUUUGAAAUUAUAAUUCCUAAAUUCUUAUUAUCCAAAUGUUUAGAGCUUAAUCAUAAUUUGGUUAUUGAUAAUGUUUCAUGUAUGGAAUCUAUCAAUAGAGUAUUAUCUUCAUUAGUUAAUAAUGGAGAUAAGGAACAAUAUGGAAUUACUAUCUUACAACUCCUUAAAUCCAUUGUCAAUAAUUUAAAUGAAUUAUCACAAACUUUACAAGUUGAUAAUAACGAGAAGAUCGUUAUAACCAAAGAAUUUGAUGACCUGAUGGAUGAACAAACUUCAACUAUCAUCGAUAAGCAAUGGUUAUUUUACGAAUACAAGGGAUUACUUAAGUCUUACUUCCGUAAGUUCAUUAAGGGUCAUGCUGUGGCUACUGAAGUAAUUGAUGACAUUAAAUCAUUAUUACAAUCCAUUGAAAAUGUCCCGGCCAAGACGGAUGUAGAAACUUGGUUAUACGACAUUUAA
Molecule: messenger RNA, 2865 nt
Organism: Scheffersomyces amazonensis
Lineage: Eukaryota; Fungi; Ascomycota; Pichiomycetes; Serinales; Debaryomycetaceae
Gene: GCR3
Product: Gcr3p
Exons: 1
Coding region: 1-2865 (954 amino acids)
Biological process (GO): mRNA export from nucleus; nuclear-transcribed mRNA catabolic process, nonsense-mediated decay
Cellular component (GO): nucleus; nuclear cap binding complex
Molecular function (GO): RNA cap binding; mRNA binding; protein binding
Source: RefSeq, a predicted model, not a curated record